CGCCCGCACGCCCGCCUUCCACUUCCUCAAAGUUAAUGAAUUUGUCCCAACCGUUCUUCUGGGUCACCCCACGUUAAAUUCCCACUUCUGUAAUUUGCGGAAUCUCUCUCUCUUACCCGCGUCGUUGGUUUCUUGUUCUUUCUCUGUGGGGUCCCACUUGGAGUUGUUAUAGCACCAGCUGUACCUUACCCUUGUGCUGAAGCCAAGUGACUCAGCUACCUUGCUUGCUUUUUGUUUAUUCCGUGAUUUGACCGUAUCUAUAUUCUCUCUCUCUCUCUCUUUCCAUUGAGGAAGGAUUGGUGGGUUCCAUUCGAAUUCAUCGGUAAUUCUGCCCUCUGUCUGGUGUUCGUUAACUUCGAUACCGGCACAUGUUCCAUAGCCGUCUGGGCGUUCGAGCAGCCGGUGGCUCUUGUCCCUCCCUUUCUUGACACGAGUAAUCGAGUGAUCCAUAGCUGUCGAGAUCGGGGAAAGCCAUUUUUGGAGCUGGGUAGUUGGUGGGUGGGUGGUGAUUCCCCAGUUUCUGCGAGGUGAUUGUGAAUUCUGUUUGAGGUUCAUGGUGCACAAGAAGGCUUGAAAGUUCUGAUUCCGGAUCUAGUUUUUCUGGAGAUGCAAAGAUGGGCACAAGUGAAAGAAUCACCAAGUACAGGGAUAGGCUCGAUAGGACUCUGGCAUCUCCUGAUUUGACAAAUGCAGACACGCUUAAAAACCUGGUGAAAGAUCAUCUCCAACGUUCUUCACUGGAAGAAAAUGAAGUAUGUACUGAGAUUCUACUGGAGAGGAGGACUAAGGAAGUCUCUCAUUUUCUGGAUAUGUUGAGAAGUGCUUCUGUUGGCAGUGACGGAUCAAAAGCUUCUCAAACGUCACGUGCUGAAUGGAAAUUAAAACAAGAUAAUGAGGAGUUCCGAGUUAUGUAUCGAGAAGGACCCGAAGGAACUCCAUACCAUACAUUACUUGUAGAAGGCUAUGUGGAUGGCCCCAUGGAUACUUGUUUAUGUCUUUCAUGGGAGUCCGCCCUGUAUAAGAAGUGGUGGCCCCAGUAUACUAUGCCAGCCUUCAAAAUUACUUCUAGUAAAUGUCUCCAGAAGAUCCGUAUUGGAGAACAGAUAUCAUCAGUGAGGGUGAAGGUGUCAUGGCCACUGUCAGCUAGGGAGGCUAUUGUGCACUUCUUUGAGUUCGAGUACUUCCAAGAUGACCUAAUCAUCGUAAUCUUGAACUCGAUAUCCGAAACAGAGAAAAUCGACAAAAGUACUCAUGGGUACACUGGAGACAUGAUACCCGAGGCAAAAGAUGUGACAAGGAUUGGUGUGAUUGGAGGAUUUGCUUUACAAAAGGUGACUCCUGAAAGAAGUUAUUUUCGUACGAUUGCAAACGUGGACUUAAAGCUGGAUUUUGUUCCUCCAUCCCUCAUAAACUUUAUAGCGAGGCAGCUCAUUGGCAGUGGGUUUAGACUCUAUCAGAAGGCAGUUGCUUCUGUAUUCAAGUCGGAUGAAGAUUUUAAGCAGGCUUUGAACGACCCUCUGUAUGAUCGAAUACGUAAAGCUUUUUAUAGUAUGAAUCAACAAAAUGGAGGUCUGGAAUACAAUAAGCUGGAGGACAAGGCAAAAGUUCUCAUCCACGAAGAUAUUGUAGAUAUUGCGGAAGAUGACAUAAAGGAUGUAAAUCAAGAUAUUCCAAUCGAUCAGAGUGCAGGAGAAUUUCAGCCAAAUGAUGAACUGCCUCAAUAUAGCAGCAAUUAUGGUGAAAUCGAGGAGGUGAAGAGUGAGGAAGGCAUUGAGGGAGGUAAUGAUCUUAUCAUUAACCCUUCAAAUGGAGAUGUGGGGGAGAUGUCUUGCCUAGAUCGCAAAAAAAAAGUUUAUAUCCGUCCUGAGGUGGAAGAAGCUCUUGGGACGUUGGAAAAAGUGAUAUCUAUAGUUCGACAACAUGGAUUGAAUGCACAUAACUGUUCACCGUCGCAAGAUCUUGAAAUAAAUGCAGUUGGGGUUUCAAUCUCAGAAAAAGUUGGAUUCAUUUCAAAGGAUGACAUUGGUGCUGAAGAAUUAAACAGAGAAACCAUAAAGAAGUCUACAGAAGAACAGAGACUAAGCUCUGGCACUCACAGUUUGAGGGAUAGGAAAUCAAAUUCUAGUGCCACAAGGGAAGUAAGUCACAGCAAGGUAGUACCAGCUUCCCCGGAAGAGAGACUCUUGGCUCCUCAUCAGAUUGACCAGGUCGUUGCUUCAUAUUCUCUCGAGAGUGGGAAGAUGGAGGCACCAUUUUCGAACUCAACCACGAGCGACACCAAAGAGAUGACCAUAGGGCCAGAGAGGGCAGACAAAAAUGGCAUAGAUGCAGAGAAUUCGUCCAGACGAUGGAGAAGAUACAGGUUAUGUUGUUUCCACCCACUUCAUGGACAUUGAUGGGGAUUCACAGGAUAGAAUGUUUGGUUCCGCUUGACACCCUUCUCCGUCAGAAGUUCACAUGCGAGCAGAGUUACUUUCUUUCUACAUGUGUUCGCCUUUCCUUUCGCUUUCCCCUCUCUUUUUUAAGGAAGACAGAGCGGCAAACUUUCCGGGUCUUCUUGUGGCCAAUCACAAUCAUGUAUUAUGACGAGAAACCUCAGGGAACUAUAUGUUCAACAAUUUCGGUUUUCAAUGCUAUUUUUAUGAUAUAUGAGACACAACACGAGCAUUCAUUGUCUAA
Syzygium oleosum is the source of this 2679-nucleotide messenger RNA. RefSeq lists its product as uncharacterized. The record is from RefSeq and is a predicted model, not a curated record. The transcript has 11 exons. Lineage: Eukaryota; Viridiplantae; Streptophyta; Magnoliopsida; Myrtales; Myrtaceae. Bases 615 to 2396 code for a protein of 593 amino acids.